UUUUUCUAAAGCCGGGUUAAGCUCCUAAAACUCUCGAGGCGCUUCUUUCAAAAACCUGACUAUCAUCCAUUUCCUGAUCUUAAGGUAGUGUGAUAUCAUUCAAGCUAUUCUUGAAUCCUUGGUGAUUACUUUUUUAUUCCUUUAAGCACAAGGAGGAAGGAAACCUUGCUCUUUAUUUUUGAAAAAGUGUUUCGGGUUAGAGUGAGCAGGGAAGGGGUGGUGUUGAGGUAGGAAAAAAGAUCAGAAAAGAAGGAAGAACAAGAAGUCUAGUCCUCAGAACAGAAAGAGCUCUCAACAAGGGGGUGGUUGGGGGGGUUGGUUUUGGUCAAGUGAUGCGCUCAGGAGCUUGUGCAGCGCCGCAGACCCUCACAACAGAGGCUGCUUCAGUCUUGAAGCACUCUCUCAGCUUGGCAAGGAGGAGGGGCCAUGCUCAGGUCACUCCUCUCCAUGUGGCUGCCACUUUACUGAGUUCAAGGGCCAGUCUAUUAAGAAGGGCUUGUCUCAAAUCUCAGCCACGCCAUACAUCACAUCCUCUCCAAUGCAGAGCUCUUGAGCUCUGCUUCAACGUGGCUCUGAAUAGACUGCCAACCACGCCUGGUCCUCUGCUACAUGGCCAGCCCUCUCUAUCGAAUGCUCUCAUUGCCGCACUCAAAAGAGCACAGGCACACCAAAGAAGGGGUUGCAUUGAACAACAGCAACAACAACCACUUUUAGCCAUAAAGGUUGAGUUAGAACAGCUUAUCUUAUCCAUCUUAGAUGACCCUAGCGUCAGCAGGGUUAUGAGAGAGGCUGGGUUCUCUAGCACUACUGUCAAAAACAACAUAGAGGACUCUUCAGCCACUUCUGUGUUUCAGUGUUACAAUAGUUCCGGUGGAGUUUUUUCUUCACCUUGUUCACCUUCUCCAACUGAAACCCAGAGAGAUAUCGUCCACCCUAGCGCUUUCUGGCAAACCCAUUUCUUGACUUGCUCUUCCGAACAAAACCCAGGUCUCUUCUUCCCUCAAAAGAAAGUUCCAACCAACCCCAUCACAGGUUCAGCCUCUUCCAAACAAGAUAUCAAGUUGGUCUUUGAGGUCCUUCUGGGGAAGAAUAAGAGAAAGAACACUGUGAUAGUUAGUGAUUCAACGCCUAUAACUGAAGGCCUAGUGGCGGAGUUAAUGUCAAGGCUUGAAAGAGGGGAGGUUCCCGGAGAGCUGAAAUCAACCCAUGUCAUUAAAUUUCAGUUUGCACCAGUUGCACUAAGAUUCAUGAAGAAGGAAGAUGUGGAGAUGAACCUUUCAGAACUGAAAAGGAAGCUGGUUUCUCUUGCAUCAGGAGGAGGUGGAGCGAUUGUUUACACUGGUGACCUGAAAUGGACAGUUGAGACAACUUUUAAUGAAAGAGAAGGAGGAUUCUCUGGUGGAGAAAUGUCAGGUUAUAACCCCGUUGAUCAUCUCGUUGCCGAAAUAGGGAGGUUAGUCUCUGACAAUGGUAGCUCAAAGACAAAGGUAUGGCUAUUGGCAACUGCGAGUUACCAAACAUACAUGAGGUGCCAAAAACGGAAACCCCCUCUUGAGAUACAAUGGGCUCUUCAAGCCGUUAAUGUUCCAUCAGGUGGACUUGGUUUAAGUCUCCACGGUUACAGUGUGCUUGAUUCAAAUAUGACAUUCUCCCAGAACCCAUAUGAUCAGUUGCUGGAAUUAAAGCCAUUUAGUUGCAAGGAGGAACUAGAUAGGCUCGCAUGCUGUGCAGAAUGUGCAUCCAAUUACGAAAAAGAAGCCAACUUGUUCAAAUCUAGCCAGCAAAAGCUCUUGCCUCCUUGGCUGCAACCUCGUGGAGCUGAUCAAGCCCGCCAAAAGGAUGAAUUGAUGAAGUUGAAGAGAAAGUGGAACAGAAUGUGCCAGAGCGGUCAGCACCAGGUCAGGCAGGAUCAAAGCGUAAUAGGGAAGAGCUGCUCCUAUACUUCAUCCUACCCCUGGUGGCCAAGUCAGAACAGACUCUUCCCCGACUCGAAUUCGAUUUCCUUCGCUAAUUCAACUUUGAAGUCCGCCAACAGCACCAAUCACGUGCCUCGAUUCAGACGACAACAGCCUUGCACCAUUGAAUUCAAUUUCAAUGGCGGUACCGAGAAACAGCAAUCAGCGGAACCGAGCUUGCACUCUCUUAAAGACAACGAUGGGAAGGAAUUGAAGAUUACCCUCGCUCUAGGCAAUUCUAUGUUCCCUCAUUCCACAAAAUUGGUGGAGCAGAAAAGUGAACGAACAAUGCAACUAGCUGACACGUAUAAGCUGCUACAGGAGGUUGUGCCAUGGCAAUCCGAAACCAUUCCUUCAAUAGCCGAGGCCUUGAUUGACUCCAAGCUGGCAAAGCAGGAGACGUGGUUCCUGGUUCAAGGGGAUGACUCCACAGGAAAAAGAAGGUUGGCACGAGCAAUUGCAGAAUCCAUUUUCGGGUCUGCUGAUAUGCUCCUCCACAUGAACAUGACAAAAAGAGAUAAUGAAUUGACCCCAGGUACUGAAGUCCUUGCGAAAACUUUGAAAAACCAUGGAAAGCUUGUCGUCUUGGUGGAAGAUGUUGAUCUGGCUGAUUCCCAGUUCAUGAAAUUCCUAGCUGAUAGAUAUGAAACUGGAAAAUUCGGAGAAUCAAGCAAAAGGGAGGCAAGUGUGGGCCAGACAAUAUUCAUCCUGACUAAUGGUGGUUCCACGAGCUAUGAAGAUAAGAAAAACCAAGAAUUUGUUAUCAAGCUGAGCCUGGAAACUAAUGAAAGAAAACCUAUUUUGGUGACACCUAAUGUAGAUAGAAAGCGAAAGGCCGAAUGGGACUUGUCAAACUUUGGAAAGAAGGAAAGGGAAUAUGGAUCUUCGGUGGCAGGGGAGACAGGCAACAGCAAGAAGGACUUAUCGAGGCAAUCGAGCUUUAAUACGCUUGAUCUGAACAUAAGGGCUGAGGAGAACGAUGAAAGCGAGGACAAACAAGGGGAGCAUAGCCCCGUUUCGAGCGAUUUGACUCGCGAAACCCCAACCGAUCCCCGAAGCAGGCCGCAUGGAUUUCUUAAGUUGAUCGAGAACCGCUUUGUUUUCGACCGAAGCCCCGCUAGGGAUAGAGAGAUGAUAGAGCUUAUCUUGUCAAAGAUCAAAGGGUCGUUCGAGGAGGUUUGUGGGAAGCAAAACGUGGAAAGUUUCAGCGUAGAAGAGAGGGUGUUAGAGGAGGUGUUAGUCGGCUCUGCUUCUUUUCCCAACAGUUUGUUUGAGAAAUGGCUGAAAGACAUUUUCCAAACGAGCUUACGAACGGUCGAUUUUGGAGGGAAGAAGGGUAUGGGCGUUAGGCUGUGUUUGGAUGGCAAAGAAGAUGGGAUUUUGGAGGAUGGCUUCUUGGGUUCACGUCUACCUAAGACAAUUCAAGUUUCUUACUAAUUAAUUAAAUUUGGGGUGGGUUUUUUCUUUUUAAUAUGUGAAGUCUUUUUAAUAUUACUGCUCAUUUUCCUAA
Juglans microcarpa x Juglans regia is the source of this 3465-nucleotide messenger RNA. Its product is annotated as protein SMAX1-LIKE 4-like. NCBI's taxonomy places the organism in Eukaryota, Viridiplantae, Streptophyta, Magnoliopsida, Fagales, Juglandaceae. The transcript is spliced from 3 exons. Bases 333 to 3392 code for a protein of 1019 amino acids. The record is from RefSeq and is a predicted model, not a curated record.